Molecule: messenger RNA, 4863 nt
Organism: Chroicocephalus ridibundus (black-headed gull)
Lineage: Eukaryota; Metazoa; Chordata; Aves; Charadriiformes; Laridae
Gene: PRICKLE2
Product: prickle planar cell polarity protein 2
Exons: 8
Coding region: 583-3090 (835 amino acids)
Molecular function (GO): zinc ion binding
Source: RefSeq, a predicted model, not a curated record
CAAUGCAACAGCACGGCCCCGCGCCGCUCCCGCGCCGGCAAUUAUCCUCCGCCGGCUGCAUCGCUCCUCGUUAAUGCCUUGCCGCUCGGAGAGCAAAUUGGACAUCCUCCUGCCACCUCCCAGGGUCACUUAGCGAGAGGCGGGUUGAGGUGGGGGAGAGCCGCUGGGAUUCGGUUGGAUUGGGAGCGGAGAGAGGGGGGCACCCUCCGGAGCUGGAUCUCAGAGGGAGGCGAUUUAAGCGAACGCUUAAAGACGCGGGGCAGGGGAUGGCGCGGUUUUCCACGGCAGGUUUCCUUCGGAGACGCGGCGCGGUGGGUGCGUGGCAUCGCUGAAAGGCUCCCACAAAAGCCCCGUGGUGUGACCCGUGUGCCAGGGCGGUGGGCUGCGCCGGGAGAGCCCGGGAUGCUUUAUGGCACUGCGGUGCUCCGGCUGGUCCCGGGAGCAGCCCACCAGCCCAACGGCAACGGGCACCGCUAGGACAGCACAGAGACCUGCUGGAUAUUUUCCUCCCGCACCGUCGGUGGGAGCAGGAAGAUUUGCCUUCACUGUAAGUGCUCCCAGGAAGAGCACAUCGUAACAGUUAUGCCUCUGGAGAUGGAGAAGACCGUCACCAAGCUCAUGUUUGACUUCCAGAGGAAUUCGACAUCUGACGACGACUCGGGCUGUGCCCUGGAAGAGUACGCGUGGGUCCCCCCCGGCCUGAAGCCCGAGCAGGUGCACCAGUACUACAGCUGCCUGCCCGAGGACAAGGUCCCCUACGUCAACAGCCCGGGAGAAAAAUCUCGCAUAAAGCAGCUUUUGCACCAGCUGCCGCCGCACGACAAUGAGGUCCGCUAUUGCAAUUCGUUGGAUGAGGAGGAAAAGAGGGAGCUCAAACUCUUCAGCAACCAAAGGAAGAGGGAAAAUUUAGGGAGAGGCAAUGUCCGGCCGUUCCCUGUAACCAUGACGGGAGCCAUCUGUGAGCAGUGCGGCGGCCAGAUCAACGGAGGGGACAUGGCCGUCUUUGCCUCGCGAGCGGGGCAUGGCAUUUGCUGGCACCCUCCCUGCUUCAUCUGCAGCGUCUGCAACGAGCUGCUGGUCGACCUGAUCUACUUCUACCAAGAUGGGAAGAUCUACUGCGGCAGGCACCAUGCUGAGUGCCUCAAGCCCCGCUGCGCCGCCUGCGACGAGAUAAUUUUUGCCGACGAAUGCACCGAGGCUGAAGGGCGGCACUGGCACAUGAAGCACUUCUGCUGCUUUGAAUGCGAGACGGUGCUGGGAGGGCAGAGGUACAUCAUGAAGGAUGGCAGGCCCUACUGCUGCAGCUGCUUCGAAUCCCUCUACGCCGAGUACUGUGACACCUGCGCCCAGCACAUCGGUAUCGACCAGGGCCAGAUGACGUACGACGGCCAGCACUGGCACGCCACCGAGACCUGCUUCUGCUGCGCGCAGUGCAAGAAGUCCCUGCUGGGACGGCCCUUCCUGCCCAAGCAAGGGCAGAUCUUCUGCUCCAGGGCCUGCAGCGUCGGCGACGACCCCAAUGGCUCCGACUCCUCCGACUCGGCCUUCCAGAGCGCGCGGGCCAAGGAGUCCCGCCGCAGCGCCAAGAUUGGCAAGAACAAGGCGAAAAGCGAGGAGGGGGCGCGCAGCCCAUGCAACCAGCUGCAGGUCACCUCCAACCGCCUCUCCACUGACGUGGACCCGCUGUCCCUGCAGAUGGAUUUGCUGAGCCUGGCCAGCCAGACGCCGAGCCUCAACAGGGAGCACUUGUGGAGGAGCCGGGAUGAGCUCUAUCACUACGGGGGCAAAAUGGAGCAAAGUCAGUCCCAAAGCCCUUUGCAGCUUCUCAGCCAGUGCAACAUAAGGACCUCCUAUAACCCCAGCCAGGUCCCGGGCUCGCAGCCAGAUUUAUGGGCAAAACAUUUCAGCAACCCAAAGAGGAGCUCCUCGCUGGCCAUGAAGGGCCACGGUGGCAGCUUCAUCCAGGACUGCAGAGAGGACUAUUACUCGGGGAGGCUUCGCUCGCAGGAGAGCUACAGCGACAUGUCCAACCAGAGCUUCCCCGAGACCAGGGGGAGUCUCAAAGUCCCCAAGUACGAAGAGGAGGAGGAUGGCGGGAUGCCGACGCCGCAGUGCCGCACCCGGCACCCCAUCAACGCCCUCAAGUUCACAGAGGACCUGACGCCCACCGAGCAGACUCCCCGCGGCUCCAUGGAGUCCCUCGCGCUCUCCAACGCAACAGGCCUCUCGGCAGACGGUGGAGCCAAGCGCCAGGAGCAUCUCUCCAGGUUCUCCAUGCCUGACCUGAGCAAAGACUCGGGCAUGAACGUCUCAGAGAAGAUGAGCAACAUGGGGACGCUGAACUCCUCCGUGCAAUUCCGAAGCGCCGAGUCGGUGCGCAGCCUGCUGUCGGUGCAGCAGUACCAGGACAUGGAGCCCAACCUGCACGACCUGGCCAGCCCCCUCGGGUACCGAGAGCGGCCGUCGCACGGGCGGAUGCACCAGAGCUUCGACUAUGGUAGCGGGGUGGCUGGGGGCAAGCUGGGGGUGCAGGAGGGCCCAAGACAUGCCCCCAUGAGCGAGCGCACGCGCCGGCGAACUAACCUCCGGGAUGACGACCGGCAUUACCGCCCACACCGGCCCCGGCGGUCUCGACGUUCCCGGUCGGAUAACGCCCUGCACCUGGCCAGCGAGCAGUGCUGCCGGCUGAAGGAGAGACCCUCGCUGCGAGCCAGGGAAGACUACGACCAGUUCAUGCACCAGAGGAGCUGCAGAGAGACGGUGGAGCAGGGUCCCCGCAGGGACAUCUAUGGCCACUGUCCCCGGACGGUGUCGGAUCUCGCCUUGCAGAACCACUUGGGCGAGAGAUGGGGGCCCUACUUCGCCGAAUACGACUGGUGUUCGACCUGCUCCUCUUCUUCGGAGUCCGACAAUGAGGGCUAUUUCCUCGGGGAGCCGAUUCCCCAGCCCGCCCGCCUCCGGUACGUGACCAGCGAGGAGCUCCUGCACAAGUACGGCUCGUACAGCAUGCCCAAGUCCUCCACGCUGGGUGGCAGGGGACAGUUGCACAGCCGGAAAAGACAGAAGAGCAAAAACUGUAUCAUAUCCUAAUGGCAUCCUUGCCGGGCACCUUGGGAGAGAAUGUAAAUUAACUCACAAACUUGCACUGUUUUAGAUCCUGUAAGCGCUUUUAUUGUAACAAAAAAAGACCCGAAGAGUAGGGAUUUGUAAGAAGGUUGUAGACUGGCUUCUAUAAAUAGUCAUAAUCCUGGGCACGGUGAAUAUAUUUUGCACAUCUUACUUUGGAGAAAAGAAAACAAAAAAGUUCACUUUAGCCUGUAAUAUUUACCCAGUAGUUUUAACUCUUUCUCCCAAAUACUGCCAACCUUUAGAGUUCUGUUUGUCCGUACGUUGUGGUUACCACCGUUGACUCUCAGCAUCAGUUUGCCGGUAGCUUUUGCUUUCCACCACGUUUUUUGUUUUCCACGAGCCAUGUUGGUUGGUCAUUUGUCUCUCUCGGACAGUGUGGGAGCCUAAGUUAUUUCCGUGAUCGUUGUAAAUGCAAUGUAAAUGAGAGUUUGGAGAAAAUAUUUUUGUAUUUUGUAAUAUCAGAGGAAUUUCUAUAUCUUAGGAGUCACUGGGAAAAUGCAUGCACAUUCGGAAUUGUUUUCAGCCAGAGCUAAUCAAACAGUACUUUGGACACACACCCCCCCUUUUCCAUUUCAUCAUCAAAUUUCUUAAGCAUAUCAGUGAGAGUUUGAGUUGUCAUUUGUUUGGAGGGUUGGUUGUUGUUUUUUUUUUUAAACCCUGUUUUCUGUUUGUUUGUUUCAUUCCUGGUAAAUAAAGAGAACAUUUUCCAAUUCAUUAAAUCUCGAAGAGGCCUCGGUAGCAUUUUGAAGUCUGCUCGUGCCUGUGGUUUUCAGGUACGCUCCAUCAGUCAGACACAAGAAUCCUGACAGCUGCGAAAGGGACCUUUUUUUUUUUUUUUUUUUUAAUUAUUAUUAAAUAGGAAAGAACAGAACUACCGUAUGUCUGCAACGUUGUAAAUGACCAAAGCCAGAGAAGGAAUUUCACACCUCUGUAGAGAACGCUGAAGUUACUAAACGUUGAACUAUUAUUUGGAGUAAAUAAAAGUGUAAAUGGUGCAAUUGUGUGAUGUCAGCAUGACGUUGUUUUGAAUAUAGACUUGUCUUAUGGUGCUCUAGUCUCCUGGGUUAUGUUAACUGCUGUUCAUUACCAAGUGGAAGUCUCAAUAUUGCCUACUGCCUAACCAUGUACGAGAACGACUGCGACCUGCUCCCGGCGGGCCCGAGCCUGCCCUUGGCCGGUGGCCCAGGGGGGGCUGGUGGCCCAGGUGGGCUCAGCCCCUGCCCGCGGAGCUGGGACAGCCCCCCCUGCAGCAGAGGGGUCUAUAAAUAGGGCUCAGCUGUAUUGUAUUAUGGUGGAUGUGAGUUUGUUCUCUGUAUGCAUUAAACCAUUGGGGUUCUGCCGUCGCCCGCGCAUCCCGGCGGAUGCACCGGAGGGUUGCAAAACCGAUGGCGGCUUCUCCCGCUGCUUCCCGGGAAGGAGCAGGUUUGCAAACGGGGCUCUCGGCACCCAAAGGUGCAGGUUGGCGCCUGAGGGUCUUGAGAUAAACCUGGGCUUUGAGCCGCGAGGAGGGCUGAGAGGUUUAACGGGCUGCAUCGCCCCUCGCCCCACACGCUGCCCCUGCGGGAGGGGGGGUCGGCGGGGGCGCCCCGAUGCCUACUGAAAGCAGCAGACGCAGAAAAAAAAAAAUAAUAAAAAAAAAAAAUCUUGAAGAUGGAUGUCUCCAUACCACAGACUAUUGCUAGGAAAUUUUUUUGUUGUUUGUAAAGGACAAUGUGAUAAUUAUUAUGCCUUUAA